CAGCAAUGUGGCCAGAGCCUCGGUGUUCGUCAUAGAUGCAUGAAGAUUGAGCCGAAGGCAAGCAGAUAAAGCCGCGACACCCCCGGCAUUACCAACUCGAUCUUGAGAACAAAGAUCCUCCCGGCAUUUCUCUUCCCCAGUGCAACCCUCCAACAACCGGCCCGGUACUGGCGCUAUUGGACGCCAUGGACAUCACCGUCGGGUUCAACGAGCUGCUCCGGCAACACCAAGUGCCGACAACGAGGAAGCCAGUCACCCUCAAUGCGAUCGAUGGCUUUCUGAAGGAGGCACACCGCAUCAACUCCCACAUCACCACCCUGCACCGAGAACUCCAAGACGUUAGGCAGGCCUACCUUUCAACCGCCCAACCACGAAAAUCGCAUAGCCGGUCCGCGAAUGGGCAGUCACGCGUACUAUCGGAUCGGGAUCGAGAGGAGAUCGACGCAAAUGCGAAGCAGAUGAUCCGGGAGCUGAACUCGAGCAUCCGGGCCCUCGACGACGCCGAGCAGCUGCGACGAGAAACAGAGUCGGCUAUUCUCCGAAAAAAAUAUGUGAGGGGUUUGGGAGCACUAGGAUCAUGGGCAUCCGGUGGGAUUGCUAGCAGCAAGACGGAAGAGCACGCUGCAGCCGAGGCCAUGGGGGAGGUUAUUGGAGUUCACCGGGACGGCAUUCUAUGGUUUCUGCGGCAUUGGCUCGAGCUGUGUUGCCGGACGCAACAAGCCAUGAUGGAGACUCGACUGAGGCGUGUGGUGGAAGAGAACAACAGCCAGCUGGCUACAGCAGAAGCGGCGUCUACUGGAGGCCUGGCAUCCUAUCCUUCUGCCCGACGACCCUCUCAUGCGACAGCGGGACAGAUCCCUACGUCCGAUGGCGCUAAGACCUCAAGCCAGGGAUUCACAGAGGAUCAGAUACAGAUGUUUGAGGAGGGAAACCAGGACAUGAUGAAGCUUCUUGGGAGCAGUAUGGAGAAAGUCAGUACUGCUGAGAAGUCGUUGCUAGAGAUUGCGGAACUCCAGUCGUUGUUGGUCAACAACCUAGCUACGCAGUCUGAGCAUAUUGAGCAGCUAGUGACAGACUCAGUGUCGACGACGGCCAAUGUGGGUGGGGGCAACAAGGAGCUCAAGAAGGCGACGCAACGGCCUAGCACGGCCCGGUAUACCUUCUUCGCAGCGAGCGGGCUUUGCGCGUUUCUGGUAAUCUGGGAUCUGGUGAUUUGAGAUUUGAUGAGGGGUUA
Messenger RNA from Ilyonectria robusta, 1234 nucleotides. RefSeq lists its product as uncharacterized. Lineage: Eukaryota; Fungi; Ascomycota; Sordariomycetes; Hypocreales; Nectriaceae. The record is from RefSeq and is a predicted model, not a curated record. The coding region runs from base 186 to 1217 and encodes 343 amino acids. Gene Ontology annotation, biological process: retrograde vesicle-mediated transport, Golgi to endoplasmic reticulum. The transcript is spliced from 3 exons. Gene Ontology annotation, cellular component: SNARE complex; endoplasmic reticulum.